AUGGAUACAUCACCUGCAUCCCCAGAGCCCUCCCUGCUCGUCCCGCAGACUGAGGUGCUGGAGGAGCUGCUGCAGGCACAGCUGGGGCCCCUGCCACGGCUCGCGGCCAUCUGUAGGCUCAAGAGGCUGCCCUCGGGCAGCUAUUCCACCACAGACGACUUGCAUCUGGUGCUGGAGCGCAGGCGUGUGGCCAACGCCAAAGAGCGUGAGCGGAUAAAAAAUCUCAACCGGGGCUUUGCCAAGCUGAAGGCUCUGGUGCCAUUUCUGCCACAAAGCAGGAAGCCCAGCAAAGUUGACAUCCUGAAAGGUGCAACAGAAUACAUCCGGGUGCUUGGCUGUGUUCUGGAAGGAGCAGAGGCCUCAGAGAAACAGGACCCUGAGGAGCAGACCCACAAUGGCAGACCCUCUGACACUCAUGUAUCCUCAACUAGAGAGCUCUUGGGAGAUGUGGCCCAGCCUACCAGCUGUGCAAGUGGCUUGAAGAAAGAAGAGGUGCCUUGGGCUUAUGGUGGCCAGACUGAUCCAUCAUACACCUGUCAUCAGAGCUCAGCACCUGUGGUGAGGAGUUACUUCAUUCAUCAAGAGUCUGAUGAGAGAUUCCUUCUCAAAUAG
Messenger RNA from Phodopus roborovskii (desert hamster), 612 nucleotides. RefSeq names its product folliculogenesis specific bHLH transcription factor (gene Figla). The coding region runs from base 1 to 612 and encodes 203 amino acids. Lineage: Eukaryota; Metazoa; Chordata; Mammalia; Rodentia; Cricetidae. The record is from RefSeq and is a predicted model, not a curated record. Gene Ontology annotation, molecular function: protein dimerization activity; DNA-binding transcription factor activity, RNA polymerase II-specific; RNA polymerase II transcription regulatory region sequence-specific DNA binding. Gene Ontology annotation, biological process: developmental process; regulation of transcription by RNA polymerase II. The transcript is spliced from 3 exons.